Molecule: messenger RNA, 1902 nt
Organism: Helicoverpa armigera (cotton bollworm)
Lineage: Eukaryota; Metazoa; Arthropoda; Insecta; Lepidoptera; Noctuidae
Gene: RanBP3
Product: ran-binding protein 3
Biological process (GO): protein export from nucleus
Cellular component (GO): nuclear pore; cytoplasm
Molecular function (GO): GTPase activator activity
Source: RefSeq, a predicted model, not a curated record
UAUAUUAGUUUUUCAAUGAAUUUAAUAAAGUUUUAAAAUUACCUGAAAUUGUGAAGUGCAGUAAAAGACAAUAUCACUAACAUGUCCAUGCCUCUCUUUCUUCUGUCCAGUUAAAAAAAAAACACCUACAAAAUCGACAAUGGCAGACGCAAAGCAAGGUAAAUCUCCGAUUGAAGAUUUUUAUAAUGGGUCCUCCCAAUCAAGAGUGGUUCUAGCAAAGCCUCGACUGGGUGGCUUUGGUUCCUCCAGUUUUGCAUCAAGUUCCAAUAAAGGAUGUAAUCCAUUUGGUUCGAUUCUGCGUCCCUCUCAGCUCAAACCUGGUAAUAAUCCAUUUUUAAAAGUUUCUGAGCCAACUGAAGAUUCGGAAGCAGGAAAGGAAAAAGAAAAAGAAGAAACUCAAAACGAGGACAGACUCAAGGAAACCAAACCUGAAACGGAAGUACCUAAGUUUGUACCGUUAGGAUCUGCAAAUGUUACUCCACGGACCAAUAACACAGUGCCGCCAGCGGCACAACCUGCCCCUAGCUCAUCAGGAUUCGUGUUUGGUCAAAAUUUAAGUGAGAGAGUUGUAAUAAAGGAGAGGCGUUAACAAUGGAGAAGCAUCUACGAGCACAGCUCGUCCAAUGGAACUACAGAAUUACUAUUCACAGCUGCUGCCUCUGUCAAGGAAAAUCAGGAGGACAGCAAUCAAGGCGAGGCGUCAAGUGGCGAGGGUCUGGCGGCCGCGGCGGCGGAGUACGAGCGUUCGCAUGCUCGACCGCCUCCGCCCACCGCACAUUACACUAUCACUGGCGAGGAGGGCGAGAUUAAUGUUUUGCAGAUAUCAUGUCGCCUAUUCGCCUGGGAGGCAGGCAGUUGGCGCGAGCGGGGCCGCGGUGUCCUACGGCUGAACGACGCGCCCGCCAACAGCGGCGGUGCUGCGCGACUGGUGGCGCGAGUGUCGGGCAGCCUCCGCGUCGUGCUCAACACCAAGCUGUGGCCAGACAUGGUGGUCGAGCGAGCCGGCACCAAGUCGCUCAGGAUCACCGCCGUUGACUCUCAGCAGCAGAUCAAAUUGUUCCUCAUUAUGGGAGCUCCUGGAGAUAUAAUACAGCUACACAGAGCCCUCACGGCUAGAAUUUCCGUGAGCAAAAGAUCAGCUUCAUCAAACACAGGCACACAGAAUGCCACCUCUCAAAAAGCGGCUGAACGGUUGGAGGCAGCUGCCGACGAUGAUGAUUAUCUUGAGAAACCUGAGGAUGAACAAGAUGACGGCGCCGACGAAAUCGCACUUGAUGACGAUGUUCCAGAUAGUGAAUCGCCUAAAAACGAAAGGCUAGAAGCUGACCUUGAUCACAAGACUGAAGAACACGAGUCCAACGUAGACGGCAUGACACAGGACAAGGAUAGCAAGUCACUCAAGCGGAAAGAACCGGCGGACGACGAGACGUCUCCUAAGAGACAGUGCCCCGAAAUAUUAAUAGAGUGAUAACUUUUCAAAUUAAGUUCAUAAUGAUGUAUAAACUUUGUGAUGUAAAUGUGGACAUGGUUCAUUUGUUCGACAUCUGCUAAAAGCUCUGGGUUCAAAUAGAAAUCUUUAUGUAAAUGUAACUAAUAGAUAAUGUGUAGAAAUAUUUAUGAUUAAAUUAAUAUAGCAUUUUACAACAUUGUUGAUUAUUACUAAUGGAGGUUCCAUUUCUAAUAAUUAUCGCGACACACGCAUUUGAGUAAUAAUUUGAGUACAAAGUAAAGUGGCCGCAGUAUUAUGUGCUAUGUAACGGCUCAAAAUUUCUGUUCUCACAUUCCAAUCGCUGCAUGCGAACACAAAUGGUAAAGCAUGUUCGGCCAGAGCUGAAUACCAAAUACAAUACUGAUGUGGUUUAUUUUCGGAUAGUAUUUUAAAUAAACUGUUUCACAAUAGAA